GCUACUGGAAACCAGAGCCUAUGACAGCUGAAUCAAAGAGUGGGAAUAGAAAUGAGCGAGAGAUAGAUAGAGACAUGAGAGAGAGAGAGAGAGAGAGAGAGAGAGAGAGAGAGAGAGUUGGAUGCAGGGGGCUUAGAGUUAUGGAGUGGGCGUUGUAUGUCUACAAAUAGCAGAUCUCCUGUCCAACAGCCCCUCAUUCAGUCAUCAACCUCCAACAGCAACCCAGUUCCUCCAGCCAGACCCUCGGACAACAUCCACCAUGAGCAAGUCCUUCUCCUCCCAGUCCGCCCAGUCAGCCUCUUCCUACCGCCGGACCUUUGGUUCUGGUAUUGGAUCCACCCCAGGCAUGUCCUCCAUGUUCUCCCACGGUGGACGCGGCUCCUCCGGCUCGGCCCACAUGUCCUCCAGAGUCUACGAGAUGACCAAAAGCUCCGCCCGCCCCAGCUACUCCUCCGGCAGCAUUCGUUCCUCCUCCGGCGGCGCGAUGCGCUCGUACGCCGGGAUGGGCGAGAAGCUGGACUUCAACCUGGCCGACGCCACUAACCGCGACUUCCUGGACACCCGAACCAAUGAGAAGGCAGAGUUGCAGCACCUGAACGACCGGUUCGCCAGCUACAUCGAGAAGGUCCGUUUUCUAGAGCAGCAGAACGCUACCCUGGUGGUGGAGAUCGAGAGGAUGAGGGGUCACGAGCCGACCCGCGUGGCCGAGAUGUACGAGGAGGAGAUGAGAGAGCUGAGGCGUCAGGUGGACGGCAUGUCCAAUGACCGAGCCCGCAUGGAGGUGGAGAGAGACAACCUGGCAGACGACCUGCAGAAACUCAAACUCAGACUGCAGGAGGAGAUCCACCAGAGGGAAGAGGCAGAGAACAACCUGUCUGCCUUCAGAGCUGACGUGGACUCUGCCACGCUGGCCAGGCUGGACCUGGAGAGACGCAUUGAAAGCCUGCAGGAGGAGAUCACCUUCCUCAAGAAGAUCCACGAGGAGGAGAUCCAUGAGCUGACGAGCCAGAUGCAGGAGACCUCGGUGCAGGUCCAGAUGGACAUGUCCAAACCAGACCUGACCGUUGCCCUCAGGGACAUCCGUAUGCAGUACGAGGGCAUCGCAGCCAAGAACAUCUCCGAGGCAGAGGACUGGUACAAGUCCAAGGUGUCAGACCUGAACCAGGCUGUGAACAAGAACAACGAUGCUCUGAGACAGGCCAAACAGGAGAGCAUGGAGUUCAGGCAUCAGAUCCAGUCCUACACCUGUGAGAUCGACUCUCUCAAGGGAACCAACGAGUCUCUGCUGAGGCAGAUGAGGGAGAUGGAGGAUCGUCUGGGAAACGAGGCUGGAGGUUACCAGGACUCCGUCACCCGUCUGGAGGCUGAGAUCGCCAAGAUGAAGGAUGAGAUGGCUCGUCACCUCAGAGAGUACCAGGACCUCCUCAAUGUCAAGAUGGCCCUGGAUAUAGAGAUCGCUACCUACAGGAAGCUACUGGAGGGAGAGGAGAGCCGAAUCACUGUAUCUGGCUCCCAGUCUUCUCACUCUGGCUCCCACUCUGCUGCCUCAUUAUAUUCCACUGUUGGAUUCAGAGAGAGCAGCCCAGACGUCGGACGAUCAGCAGAGGUCCACUCCAAGAAGACUGUCCUGAUCAAGACCAUCGAGACCCGCGAUGGAGAGGUGGUCAGUGAAUCUACACAGCACCAGCAGGACAUCAUGUAAACAACAACAACAACAGCAACAACAAGCUUAAAUUAGGGAGAAAACAAAUGGGAUGUUUACAUACAAAGAUACGAGGGGUUCUCUAGCUGCCGUUCCUAAGGCAAAGCCUCGUUUUAAAAAAAGGUAUCUUUUUUUGAGAGGGAGUGAAUUAUGAACACCUUACGAAGUGUUAUAACCACCUUAUGAAGGGUUAUAUCCUUCAUAGGAAUGUUUAUAACUCAUGAACUCCAACUAAUCAGAUGUUAUAUGACCCAUCUCCGAAGCAGAAGAACAUAAGAAGAAAGACAAUGUUAAGUUACAGUAAUCAGAAGGUGGGAACAAGGUGGAGUGAAAGUCAAGUCAGGCCCUGGCCAGAACAGAACAUGCAUGGCUAGAAGGGAUCUCCAGAAGGUCAAGAGAUGGAUCUCUGUAGUGCACGUCUGUGUGUGAGUGGGUCUCUUUGCUUCACAAUAGUUUCACAGUGGCAAAUGAUUUGAAAUAAAGAUAUACUGUAUCUUCAAAAGAGAAUACAA
Molecule: messenger RNA, 2214 nt
Organism: Oncorhynchus masou masou (cherry salmon)
Lineage: Eukaryota; Metazoa; Chordata; Actinopteri; Salmoniformes; Salmonidae
Product: desmin-like
Exons: 9
Coding region: 260-1702 (480 amino acids)
Biological process (GO): intermediate filament organization; skeletal muscle organ development
Cellular component (GO): cell-cell junction; cytoplasm; Z disc
Molecular function (GO): structural constituent of cytoskeleton
Source: RefSeq, a predicted model, not a curated record